Molecule: messenger RNA, 1008 nt
Organism: Impatiens glandulifera
Lineage: Eukaryota; Viridiplantae; Streptophyta; Magnoliopsida; Ericales; Balsaminaceae
Product: F-box/kelch-repeat protein At1g55270-like
Exons: 1
Coding region: 1-1008 (335 amino acids)
Biological process (GO): negative regulation of cytokinin-activated signaling pathway; regulation of phenylpropanoid metabolic process
Molecular function (GO): protein binding
Source: RefSeq, a predicted model, not a curated record
AUGGAUGAAUCUAUAGCCCGUUUGCCUGAAUGCUUGAUUCUUGAGUGCCUUGCUCGUCUACACCUCAAGGAGAUACAUGUUGCAUCGAGAGUCUGUCGUAAAUGGCUUCGUCUUAUUCGAUCUCGUUAUUUUUACACUCUUCGGAAACAACUGGGAUAUUCGAAUCAGGUGGCUUGCUUGCUCCAACACUUUCCUCCGCCAACAAACUAUGAUCUCAAAUAUGUAAUCAACAUGUUUGACCCGAUUAAUCGGGAGUGGAACCGACUUCCUGUCCCUAAUUUCACAAAUGGGCUUCCUUGGUCGACUUCGAUUGCUAGCUCAGAAGGGAAACUCGUCGUGUUUACCGACUGCGAUCCGAAGAGUCGUGACCCGGUGAAGUCGAUGUUCGUGUUGGAUUUUGUGACUCGACGGUGGAGGAAAGGAAAUGGCAUGCCUUUAAUUAGGAGCCCAAAUUUUUGCACCGUGACUUCCCAAUGCCAUCGAAUAUUCAUUAGCGGUGACAUCGGUCCUGAAGAGGAUGCGGUUUGGGAGUAUGAUGUGGGGAAGGAGGAGUGGACCGAGUUCCAUCGUGUGAGAGGCGGUCAGAUCAAAGGGCUUCAGGUAAUUGGAGAGGAAUUAUGGGUUAUAAUCGGAUGCAGAGGUAGAACAAACAUCAGAAUGUUCAAAAAAAAUGUAGAUGUGUACCAUCUUCAAACUAAGAAAUGGAGACGGGUGGAAUUGGAUUUGGAAGGACUUCAUGACUUGUUUGGUCGCCGAAUUGACUUGAAAUUGUAUGAGUUGAUGAAGAAGUUGUCCGAGAAUAAGUUAUGGGUCAUGGAAAAUUGCUCUCAACUCCAAUUGGGUAAGCAAAGUUUACUAAUGUCCCCCACAGCCACCCUCAACAGUGGUUGUUAUGGUCAGGAGGAAUUAUUUGUUAUGCAGGACCAAGAUGGUAAUUUUGAAAGAAUGCAGCCCUCUAGUUCUGUGUUUUCUGGAUAUGUGGAAUCAAGUUGUUGUGUGGAAUUCUAA